Galeopterus variegatus (Sunda flying lemur) is the source of this 3185-nucleotide messenger RNA. RefSeq names its product phosphodiesterase 6C, cGMP-specific, cone, alpha prime (gene PDE6C). The transcript is spliced from 22 exons. The coding region runs from base 1 to 2589 and encodes 862 amino acids. Gene Ontology annotation, molecular function: 3',5'-cyclic-nucleotide phosphodiesterase activity; protein binding. Gene Ontology annotation, biological process: signal transduction; visual perception. NCBI's taxonomy places the organism in Eukaryota, Metazoa, Chordata, Mammalia, Dermoptera, Cynocephalidae. The record is from RefSeq and is a predicted model, not a curated record.
AUGGGUGAGAUCAGCCAAGGUGCUGUGGAGCAAUACCUCGAGGAGAACCCUCAGUUCGCCAAGGAGUACUUCAAUAGGAAGCUGCGGGUGGAGACUCUGGGAGAAAUCUUCAAGAACAGCCGGGUGGCGGUCCAGGCCAGCAUGUCCUUCCCUGAGCUGACGCAGGUGGAGGAGUCAGCCGUGUGCUUGGAGCUGCUGCUGACUGGGCAGGAGGACGGGGGCAGCCCAGAGCUGGCGGCACACAAGGUCCUGCAGAGGCUGGCCCAGCUGCUGCACGCCGACCGCUGCAGCAUGUUUGUGUGCCGGGCCCGCAACGGCACACCAGAGGUGGCUUCCAGGCUGCUGGAUGUCACCCCCACCUCCAAGUUUGAGGACAAUCUGGUGGGCCCUGAUAAAGAAGUUGUGUUUCCAUUGGACAUCGGGAUAGUGGGUUGGGUUGCUCACACAAAGAAGACCCUUAAUGUCCCAGAUGUGAAAAAGAACAGCCAUUUCUCUGACUUCAUGGACAAGCAAUCAGGCUACGUCACUAGGAACUUGCUGGCAACCCCAAUUGUGAUGGGCAAGGACGUUCUCGCUGUGGUUAUGGCAGUUAACAAAGUAAACGCAUCUGAAUUUUCCAAACAGGAUGAAGAGGUCUUUUCCAAAUACCUCAACUUUGUUUCUGUCAUCCUAAAACUUCAUCAUACCAACUACCUGUACAGUGUUGAAUCCCGAAGAGGCCAGAUCCUCAUGUGGUCAGCCAAUAAAGUGUUUGAGGAGCUCACAGAUGUUGAGCGACAGUUUCACAAGGCGCUCUACACAGUCAGAACAUAUCUGAACUGCGAACGCUACUCCGUCGGACUGCUGGACAUGACCAAGGAGAAGGAAUUCUAUGAUGAGUGGCCGGUCAAGCUUGGAGAAGUCGAGCCUUAUAGAGGCCCAAAGACACCAGAUGGCAGGGAAGUUGUCUUUUAUAAAGUCAUUGAUUACAUUUUACACGGAAAAGAAGAGAUCAAAGUGAUCCCGACACCUCCUGCAGAUCACUGGACACUCGUCAGUGGGUUGCCAACGUAUGUUGCUGAAAAUGGAUUUAUUUGUAACAUGCUGAAUGCCCCUGCAGACGAAUACUUCACAUUUCAGAAAGGACCUGUAGAUGAAACUGGCUGGGUCAUUAAAAAUGUCUUGUCCCUGCCUAUUGUCAACAAGAAAGAAGACAUUGUAGGAGUAGCUACGUUUUACAACAGGAAGGAUGGAAAACCUUUUGAUGAACAUGAUGAAUACAUUACUGAGACUCUCACACAAUUUCUUGGAUGGUCGCUUUUAAAUACUGACACCUAUGAGAAAAUGAAUAAGCUAGAAAACAGAAAGGACAUUGCUCAGGAAAUGCUCAUGAACCACACCAAAGCCACUCCUGAUGAGAUUAAGUCUAUUUUGAAAUUUAAAGAGAAGUUAAAUGUAGAUACAAUUGAAGACUGUGAAGAAAAACAACUUGUCAAAAUUUUGAAAGAGGACUUGCCAGACCCAAAGGCAGCAGAACUGUAUGAAUUCCGCUUCAGUGACUUCCCCAGUACAGAGCACGAAUUGAUUAAAUGUGGACUACGACUGUUUUUUGAAAUAAAUGUGGUGGAGAAAUUCAAAGUACCCGUAGAGGUUCUUACCAGGUGGAUGUACACCGUGAGGAAAGGCUACCGCUCUGUCACUUACCACAACUGGCGGCAUGGAUUCAACGUGGGCCAGACCAUGUUUACUUUGCUGAUGACAGGAAGACUAAAGAAAUACUAUACGGAUCUUGAAGCCUUUGCCAUGCUUGCUGCUGCUUUCUGCCAUGACAUUGACCACAGAGGCACCAACAAUUUGUACCAGAUGAAGUCCACAUCUCCAUUAGCAAGGCUGCAUGGGUCUUCUAUUCUGGAGAGGCACCACCUGGAGUACAGUAAGACUCUACUGCAGGAUGAGAGUUUAAACAUUUUCCAGAAUCUAAAUAAGCGGCAGUUUGAAACAGUUAUUCAUUUGUUUGAGGUUGCAAUAAUAGCAACUGACCUGGCUUUAUAUUUCAAGAAGAGAACCAUGUUUCAAAAGAUUGUUGAUGCCUGUGCACAAAUGAAAACUGAAGAAGAGGCUGUCAAGUAUGUAACCACUGAUACAACCAAAAAAGAGAUUAUCAUGGCAAUGAUGAUGACUGCAUGUGACUUGUCUGCUAUAACCAAGCCCUGGGAGGUACAAAGUCAGGUAGCACUUCUGGUUGCCAGUGAAUUUUGGGAACAGGGAGAUCUGGAGAGAACAGUGCUGCAGCAACAACCAAUUCCCAUGAUGGACAGAAACAAAAAAGAUGAACUACCCAAACUUCAAGUUGGAUUUAUUGAUUUUGUUUGUACUUUUGUAUAUAAGGAGUUCUCACGGUUUCACAGUGAAAUCACACCUAUGCUGAAUGGUCUUCAGAAUAACAGAGUAGAAUGGAAAACCCUAGCUGAUGAGCAUGAUGCAAAGGUGAAGGAAAUUGAAGAGAUGAAAAAGCAGGAAGAAGAAAAAGGAAACACAAUGGAAAAAGCUGCUGAAGACUCAGGAGGUGGUGUUGAUGACAAAAAGUCCAAAACAUGUCUAAUGUUAUAAUCCAAUGCGUCUAAAUUUCAAAUAUCAUUUUACUUUUGAAGAAAACCAGAAAACAUUCGAAAGAACUUCAGCAAAUUUCAUUUAGCAAACCAUCAAGUAACAGAGUAAAAGAAUCUUCAGAAAAACUACCCUGUGACUAUCAAAAUAUAAAUCACUAGCCUGAAAACCCUGAGGAUAAAAUAAAGUUCAACAAAAGUGAAAAGUAAGACAAAAAUAGGUGUAUUUUUGGUGCCAAUUUAUUUUAAAGUAAUAAAUAUGCAAUCCUGAAACUAGUUACAGAUUCUUUUAAGUUAUUAAUUGUAUUUAUUUGCUAAAAAUGCCAUAACAAAGCACCACAGACUGGGUGGCUUAAACAACAGAAAUUUACUUUCCCAUAAUUCUGGAGGCGACAAGUUCAAGAUCAAGGUUUUGGCAGGGUUGGUUUCUCAUAAGGCUUCUCCGCAUGGUUUGUAGAUAGCAAUCUUUUCCCUGAGUCUUCACAUGGUCUUCCCUCUGUGUGUGUGUCUGUGUCUGUGUCCUAAUCUCUUCUUAUAAGGACACUAGUCAUACUGGACUAGGGCCCUUCCAUGAGACCUCACUUUAAUCUUAAUUACUUU